This is a messenger RNA of Perkinsus marinus ATCC 50983, 331 nucleotides long. RefSeq lists its product as hypothetical. The record is from RefSeq and is a predicted model, not a curated record. The annotation marks the transcript as partial. The transcript has a single exon. NCBI's taxonomy places the organism in Eukaryota, Perkinsozoa, Perkinsida, Perkinsidae.
AUGUCUGAGUUGCAAAAACUCUUCAAGCAAUGCCUGCCCAGUGACUUCUCCGUCUCAGGAGUCGAGCGCAGUAAGAUCGUCGAUUUUUUCGUUUGCCUCCAGUUCUGGCGCGGUCUACCGUCGUCAACCCCUGGGUUGACAGGAUUGAGGCAACAAUGGCAAUCAGAGCUGAAGAACAAGCCAGCUAAUAUGAUUGAGCACGCACUGAACCUCUGUAAGGCUGUUACAGCCGAUGGUUUCACUGCUGUGGCUUACCCCCCUAGGGGAAAGGGCUCUUCCGGAUACGCCGCCAAGGGCCAUAGAGUAGGCAAAGGUAAAGGCAAAGGCAGAG